AUGGGACCUGACGCGGGGGCCCGCGUAGUGCUGAUCUCACCCGAGAGGAACAGGCUCCGCUACGCGAUCCGCCUCCACUUCCUAGCCUCGAACAACAUCGCCGGACACGAGGGCCUUGUCAACGGCCUUCGCAUCGCCAUUGAGCUUGGAGCGACAAGACUCUAUGCCUACGGUGACUCUAAGCUGGUGGUGGACCAGGUCAUGAAGGAGUCCAACUGCGAAAGCUCCCUCAUGGAGGCAUACUGCCAGGAGACCCACUUGCCAGCACUUCAGACCGCCCCCUUAACCUGGCCGUUUGUGGUCUGGGGUCUCGAUAUGGUUGGGCCUCUUAGGAAGGCCCCUGGUGGUUUCACUCACUUGCUCGUCGCGGUGGACAAGUUCACCAAGUGGAUUAUGGCAAAACCCAUCACCAAAACCAACUCCCAAGAGUCCGUCAAGUUCUUCCUGGACAUCGUCUACCGAUUUGGUUUGGAAAACACCAUCAUCACAGACAACAGGACCAACUUCACAGGCAAGAAUUUCUUGGAGCUUGCCGACGGAUAUGGGAUCAGGAUCGACUGGGCCUCGGUCGGACACCCUCGCACCAAUGGGCAGGUGGAGAGGGCAAAUGGCAUGGUCCUCCAAGGACUAAAGCCUCGUAUCUUCGACCAACUCAACAAGUUUGUUGGGCCGUGGGUCCAGGAGCUCCCAACCAUCGUCUAG
Molecule: messenger RNA, 702 nt
Organism: Panicum hallii
Lineage: Eukaryota; Viridiplantae; Streptophyta; Magnoliopsida; Poales; Poaceae
Exons: 2
Coding region: 1-702 (233 amino acids)
Biological process (GO): DNA integration
Molecular function (GO): nucleic acid binding; RNA-DNA hybrid ribonuclease activity
Source: RefSeq, a predicted model, not a curated record